This is a messenger RNA of Salvia miltiorrhiza (redroot sage), 3915 nucleotides long. RefSeq names its product histone-lysine N-methyltransferase ATX3-like. The record is from RefSeq and is a predicted model, not a curated record. Gene Ontology annotation, biological process: regulation of transcription by RNA polymerase II. NCBI's taxonomy places the organism in Eukaryota, Viridiplantae, Streptophyta, Magnoliopsida, Lamiales, Lamiaceae. The coding region runs from base 606 to 3755 and encodes 1049 amino acids. Gene Ontology annotation, molecular function: protein binding. The transcript has 23 exons.
UGCAAAAUCUUGGAGCCAAAGCUUGCUCUAAAAAAUUUCAAUUGUUUUGCGUAAUUAUUUCAAAUUUUAAUUUGUUUCAAAAGUUGAAUUCGAAUUAACUCUCUAAUACACGUGCCUUCAUUGAUUCAUUCAUUCAUACACUGAUACACACACACAUUAUACUACAACUACUUUUGUAAUUUUGUUUUAUCUUUUUUCGCCUCUUGCAGUUCUCUGAAAUUAAAGCCAUUUAAUCCCCUUUGUUGUUUUUUUCGUGAUUCGCCAUAAUUUCUUAUCUUUAUAUUCCUUCAUUAUCUCAAUUUGUAUUUGGGGAUAUAUUUUUGUUGCAAUUGGAUACGGUAUCGAAUUAAAGGGCGAAUUUUUAUUUUUUUUCGUAAAGGUUUCUGGGGUUUUUCUCGAUUUGGUCGGUUUUGGUUGUUUAUUGCGCAACGUUUGGAUCGUUUAGAAAAUUUCCGGCGAAAAUUGUUGUUGAAUCUCAGUGAGGAAUCAUCAGAGUAGUGAAUUGGAGGGCAAUUGGAUUAAUUCUUUAUCGUGGACGCGAGGAAUUAGGGCUUUUUUGUGCGAUUGGGUUUUGGUGAAGGGCGAAUUUGAUUGGUGAUGAGGAGAUGAUCGGGAAGCGGCCUAGCAAAAUCGGAAUGCCGAAACUCAAGCGUUGCUCAGCGGAGAAAGAAGAAAUCUCUGGUGGCAACGAUGUCGGGAAUUCAUGCAGCGCCGCAGUCGAUUCGAAGAAGAUGAAGAAGAUUACAAAUCAGAUGUAUACAGUUCCUAUAGUUCAAGUAGAAGGAAAGGACAUUGAUUUAUCGAGUUAUUGCCGCAAGAUUGACACGUCAUUCGUCAACAACAAGGUGAAUUCGGUUGCUAAGGAGGUUCCUGAGAAUAAGCCUCCAUUGUUGAAGUCCUCGCGUGGCCGUAGGCAGGUGCUUCCGACGAAAUUCAAGGACUCGAUUUUGCACCCUUGGAAGAAAGAAAAAUUGGAAAGUGGUGAUGAUUUGGAGAGCUGCCUAGCUGAUAAUGAUGAAUGCGCUGAAGAUGUGCUUCGAAAUAAGAAUUCGAAGCGAGAACAGCCGUCGACGUCCUAUGACGAUGACAUAUAUUUAGUCAAGAAGAAACCGAAAAUUGAGAGGAAACUUGACUUCAGUUUGAAAAACAUCAUUUUGGAGCCUUAUUAUAGUUCGCCGAGUUCCAUGACUUCAGUUAACGCUGCGGUUUCUUCGGUUUCGACUGGAGUGGAAAGUGGUGGGAAGAUGAAUGCAUAUGCGGGAACGAGAAAAACCGCGAAGGACAAAGUGACUGUGAAAAAGGCAGACUUUUAUGAGCCUGCUGAUUUUGUAAUGGGAGAUAUAGUGUGGGCGAAAUGUGGGAAGAAUUUCCCUGCGUGGCCUGCUGUUGUGAUCGAUCCUCUGUUUCAAGCGCCAGAAGCCGUGUUAAGAGCUUGCGUUCCUGGCACUCUUUGCGUGAUGUUCUAUGGGUUCUCUAGGACUGGACUGAGGGAUUAUGCAUGGAUAAAAGCCGGGAUGGUUUUUCCAUUCCAAGAGUACAUGGACAGGUUUGAGGGACAGACUAAAUUGCACGGUAGCAAGCCUAGUGACUUCCGUAUGGCUAUAGAAGAGGCAGUUAUGGCAGAAAAUGGCUAUGCAAAUUCAACCAUGGAAGCUGGGCAGGAAAUAUCACCUGCAGUAAACAACGGCGAGGCUGAAGAGGCAACUGGAUCGAAUCAGGAGUCAGGAUGUACUGUUCAGCAGGAGAUAGUUGACAAGAGGAAAGAUACCCGAGUUUGUGGCAGCUGCAGCUUGACGUUUCCAUGCAGAAUGGUGAAGAAAAUAAAGAGUGCAACAGCUAAAGCUCAUUUCUUGUGUGAACACUGUAUUAAGUUACGAAAAUCGAAACAAUACUGUGGUAUUUGCAAGGAAAUUUGGCAUCACUCUGAUGGAGGCAGUUGGGUAUGCUGUGAUAGCUGCAAUGUUUGGGUCCAUGCUGAAUGUGCCAACAUUUCUGCUGAACUUUUGAAGGGUCUAAAAACUUUGGAGUACUUCUGCCCUGAAUGCAAAGGAAAGCCGGCAUCUAAAUUGAUUGAGUUGGAAAUACAGAACUGUCCAGUCAGCCCUGCUAAAAGCCUUGGGAGCAAAACACCGCCUGAAAAGCUAAUAGUUGUUUGCAAUGCUGUGGAAGGGACUUAUUUUCCCAGUCUCCAUUUGGUGCAGUGUCUUUGUGGUUCAUGUGGUACCAAGAAGUAUGGGCUCAGUGAGUGGGAACGGCACACUGGAUGUAGAGCAAAGAAAUGGAAGCACAGUGUGAAAGUCAAGGGCUCAAAUAUACCCCUAGAAAAAUGGAUGACAGAGUACAAUGUCCUUGCGUACAAUCCCACGCGGUUGGAUAAGCAGCAGCUGUGCGCUUUUCUGAAAGAAAACUACCAACCUGUUCAUGCAAAGUGGACCACAGAACGGUGUGCUAUUUGUAGAUGGGUUGAAGAUUGGGACUACAACAAAAUCAUAAUAUGCAACAGAUGUCAAAUAGCAGUACAUCAAGAAUGCUACGGAGUAGGAAACACUCAGGAUUUUGCUUCCUGGGUUUGCCGAGCUUGUGAAACCCCAGAAGUAGAGAGGGAAUGUUGCCUCUGUCCUGUGAAAGGGGGUGCAUUAAAGCCUACCGAUGUUCAAACUUUAUGGGUCCAUGUUACAUGUGCGUGGUUCCGGCCGGAAGUUGCUUUUGUAAAUGCAGAGAAAAUGGAACCUGCUGUUGGGAUUUUUAGAAUUCCACCAAGUGCAUUUACUAAGGUAUGCGUUAUUUGCAAGCAGAUUCACGGUUCUUGCACGCAGUGUUGUAAGUGCGCAACCUAUUUCCAUGCUGCUUGUGCUUCUCGUGCUGGAUAUUGCAUGGAGUUGCAUUGCUCUGAGAAGAAUGGGGCGCAGAUAACCAAAUGGAUAUCAUAUUGUGCAGUUCACAGGGUGCCUAGUGCGGAUAAUGUUUUAGUGAUUCAGACUCCGGAUGGAGUUUUCUCUAACAGAAGUGUGCUCCAGAGCCAGUAUCAAGAACAAUGCUCGAGAGGUGUGAGACUCAUCUCGUCAAGCACUGCUGAGUGCUCUGUCUCAUCUCCUGCUGAUGCAGAUGGAUUUGACGCAAUGUCUGCUGCACGCUGUCGCAUUUAUAAGCGUUCAAACACUAAGAAGGCUGGAAUAGAGCCAACAUUUCACCGCUUGAUGGGGCCUAGACGUCACUCUCUACUUGAUAUAGAGCGUUUGAAUUCACAACAUGAAGAUUCUGAAGUUGGGAAAGCUUUUUCAACACUCAGGGAACGGUUGGAUCAUUUGAGGAGAACAGAAAAAUAUAGGGUUUGUUUUGGCAAAUCAGGAAUUCAUGGAUGGGGCCUCUUUGCUAGACAAAGCCUUCAAGAAGGAGAAAUGGUUGCUGAAUAUCUCGGUGAGCAGGUCAGGCGUAGUGUUGCUGACCUAAGAGAGGCACGGUAUCGAUUGGAGGGCAAAGAUUGCUAUCUUUUUAAGAUCAGUGAGGAAGUUGUGAUUGAUGCCACAAAUAAGGGGAAUAUAGCUCGCCUAAUUAAUCAUUCGUGCAUGCCCAACUGUUACGCGAGGAUCAUGAGUGUGUGCGAACAAGAGAGCCGUAUAAUUCUUAUUGCUAAAUCCAAUGUUUCAGCUGGUGCUGAACUAACGUAUGAUUAUUUGUUCGAUCCAGACGAGCGCGAGGAGGUUAAAGUCCCUUGCAUGUGUGGUGCUCCCAACUGCCGCAAAUUCUUGAAUUGAAGCCUCUUUUUUGUGUAUAGCACUGACCCUUUUCUGUUGAAGAGUUUUUGUCACAACCUUACAGCAUUAUUGCCAGAAUUGUAAUUCCCAAUUUUGUCAAGUUUAUUAUUCACUAGCAAAUAAUGUUAACCCCAUAUUAAUACAAAUUAUUAUUUCUAUA